UUUGGCUAAUUAGUUUUUAAAAGUACAAUAUUAAUCCAAUUUUCCCCUUCCCCUUUCUCUCUUUGUCGUGAUAAGAGGUCGGCCGCUGCUCCUUCCCUUUUCGUUUCAGUUCCGGCGCGGCUACCUAUCAGGGAGACGCACGACGCCUUUCCCUUCCGGCUACGAGCACCUCCGAUUUUGCGACCCACUAGAACCUGGCGAUUUAAAGCCUGCGAUUCCUUUUCUCUACACGUUCCAGCAGUGUUCCAGCAACGUUUCUCCCUCUUCGGCGGGUUUUGGUAAGUGGAAUUCUACUUGAAGAGUCUAAUGCUCAUGAAUUAUAUGUGGUUUGGACGUGCAAGAAUAUUGUAAUGUUGAGUUAAUAUUUAGACGAUGCAGAAAGAUGGGUAGAAGAAAGAUGCAAGCAAUCAUCUUAAACCAAGUGAUUUUAAUUCAUUUUCUUUGAUUCUCCAAUGGGUUUUCUUCAAUUCCUCAGUUCCCUCCAAAGAUUAUCUCGAAGAACAAGCUCUUUCCACUCACUUCCAUGUUCUUCUUCACACUCUGCUUCAGCUAGAUCAGUUUCUUGUUCAAAAAAAAUCACUAGAAAUCAAACAUCAAUCUGCAUUUCAUCUUGUUGCAAUGAGCAUUCAACUAGGCUUAUUCCGAAUCACAAUUACGCCUCUCACCAUUCCACCAAUCAUGGUACUAAGCAUAGCAAGCAGGAUUUGGAGGCCGACCAAAAUUCUAUCAUGGAAAGUGCUGAAAUUGUCCAGGAUGCUGAAAAGUUAUGUAAGUUAAUAUCAAAAAACCCUAAUUCUUGCAUUGAAUCAUUGCUUGAUGGUGCUCCAAUGGAGGUGUCGCCGGCUCUGGUUGUGGAGGGGCUGAAGAAGCUGAGCAAUGCGGGGUUGCUUGCGCUUUCGUUCUUCAGGUGGGCAGAGAAGCAGAAAGGCUUCAAACACACUACGGAGAGCUACAACUGGUUAAUCGAAUCCUUAGGUAAGAUCAAACAGUUUAAUGUGAUAUGGAAUUUGGUGAGUGAUAUGAAACGCAAAGGAAUUUUAAGUAGAGAAACGUUUGCUUUAAUUUCUCGAAGAUAUGCUCGAGCUAGAAAAGUUAAGGAAGCAAUCGAUUCAUUUGUAAAGAUGGAAAAGUUUGGAUUCCAACUGGGAGUAUCAGAUUUCAAUAGACUGAUUGACACUUUAAGCAAAUCCAGAAACGUUGCGAAAGCACAGGAGGUGUUUGAUGAAAUGAAGCUCAGAAAAUUGAAGCCUGAUAUCAAGUCAUACACAAUUCUUUUAGAAGGAUGGGGUCAGGAUCAAAACUUGUUGAGGUUUAAUGAGGUUUAUAGGGAGAUGAGAGACGAAGGAAUAGAGCCCGAUGUUGUUACUUUUGGUAUAGUUAUUCAUGCACAUUGCAAGGCAAAGAAGUAUGAUGAAGCAAUUCGGUUGUUUCAUGAAAUGAAAGCUAAGGAUGUCAAGCCAUCACCUCAUGUGUUCUGUACUUUAAUCAGUGGUCUGGGCUCUGAGAAGAGAUUGAGUGAGGCUUUGGAGUUUUUCGAACAGUCGAAGUUUAGCGGCUUUGCUCCGGAGGCACCGACUUAUAAUGCUGUUGUGGGGGCUUAUUGUUGGUCAAUGAAGAUGGCUGAUGCAUAUAGGAUGGUAGAUGAAAUGAGGAAAUUUGGUGUUGGUCCGAAUUCGAGGACUUACGACAUCAUAUUACAUCACUUGAUAAAGGGUAGGAGAUUAAAGGAAGCUUAUUCUGUUUUCCAAAGAAUGAGUAGCGAGCCUGAGUGUGAACCAACUGUGAGUACAUACGAAAUUAUGGUGAGAAUGUUUUGCAAUGAAGGACGAGUGGAUAUGGCAAUUCGGAUUUGGGAUGAAAUGAAGGCUAGAGGAGUUCUUCCAGGAAUGCACAUGUUCUCAACGUUGAUUAAUAGCUUAUGCCAUGAGAACAAGUUAGAGGAUGCUUGCAAAUACUUUCAAGAGAUGUUGGAUGUCGGUGUUCGGCCACCAGCCACUAUGUUUAGCAAUUUGAAACAGGCUCUUCUUGAUGAGGGCAGAAAGGAUACUGCUUCAGUUCUGGCAGAGAAGAUUGAAAAACUGCGAAAGGCGCCGAAGCUUGGAUGAGUUGAGGAUUUCAUUUGAUAGUUCCUUGAAAUUCUGGUUUGGAAGAGAUGGUUUUCUUGAUUCGUUUUGUUCUGAACAUUCAUGUUACAUGGGAUGAAAUAAUGGGAUGAUUUUGACAUAAAAACAUUAGUAUGUCUGUCGACUUGAUUAUAGGCAAGAAACUGAAAAAGAAAUUGACACUUCUUGUAACUCUGUAAUUGCUUUGUGUUAUUGAUUAAUGAUCUUGCAUAUGAA
Messenger RNA from Benincasa hispida (wax gourd), 2339 nucleotides. NCBI's taxonomy places the organism in Eukaryota, Viridiplantae, Streptophyta, Magnoliopsida, Cucurbitales, Cucurbitaceae. The record is from RefSeq and is a predicted model, not a curated record.